This is a messenger RNA of Drosophila montana, 759 nucleotides long. Its product is annotated as seminase. The transcript has a single exon. Gene Ontology annotation, biological process: proteolysis. Lineage: Eukaryota; Metazoa; Arthropoda; Insecta; Diptera; Drosophilidae. Gene Ontology annotation, molecular function: serine-type endopeptidase activity. Bases 1 to 759 code for a protein of 252 amino acids. The record is from RefSeq and is a predicted model, not a curated record.
AUGCUCCGAUCACAGCUCUUGGCACUGCUCUUGGCCAGUGUUCUGUCGGUUGAAGGAGUCCAGCAGCUGAUAGAGCCUCGCAUUGUUGGUGGCUAUGUGGCGAACAUCAGCGAUCUGAAGUAUCUGGUGCAGGUGGCCACGGCGGAUGAAAUCUGUGGAGGUUCCUUGAUUACGACACGCUGGGUCAUCACGGCUGCCCACUGCGUCCAGCGGGUGAGCCUGGCGAAUUUGCAUGUCUAUGGUGGCACGUCCGAGCAAGGUGCUCAAAAUGCCAUACACCGUUUGGUCGACCUGGUUGCCAUUCCACCGGAUUUUAGCAUGAAAACGAUGAACAUGGAUGUGGCGGCAUUGUACCUCAAUCAGGACAUGGUCGGCACAAAUGUGCAGACAAUUGGACUGGCCAGCCAGCCGGUGCCGCCGGGCAGUCGGGUCAAAGUGUCCGGCUGGGGCGCCGUGAAUCCCGGCUCCUCGGAAACGGCACGUCACGUGCACAGCGCCAUAAUGCCCGUGUGGUCGCAGGCUGCCUGCCGUGCGGCUUACCGUGGCAUGCAGCACAUCAGCCGCACCAUGAUCUGCGCGGCGAAACCGUAUAGACGGGACUCCUGCGACGGCGACUCCGGCGGUCCGAUGGUCUUCCGCGGCGAGCUGGUGGGCAUUGUCUCCUUUGGCUACGAAUGCGCCGGCCGCUUGCCCGGCGUCUACACCAGCGUGCCAGUGAUAAGAAGAUGGUUUAUGGACGUCAUGGCAGAGUAUUCCUAA